GAAGAGCCAGCCAAAACGACCUUCAUUAGAACAGUUAAGCAGUCGUUUUGCACCUUCUCCAAUCGGAUUACCAAGUCGUCCCAACCCAGCGCUUACAAAAACAAUGUUGUAGCAACAAGCAACAUUGAAUUCCAGGACAGGACAGGGCAGGACAGGGUUGUGGUUUCCUGUGGUGGUGAUUCAGAAAUUCCGGCGAAGAAGGAACUAUGAGCGGAAGAGUGAAGAAGGAGGUAGAAGAAACUGAUUUCAUUAAACCGCUGCUGUUUAAUAAAGAGCAGCUCAAAUCUGUCAAAGACGGUAAACAGAAGAGUCCGAUGGAGGCUACUGAAAAGCAUCUUAAGAUUAAGAGAAGAUAUUCGGAUCCGAAACUCAAGUUUGUGAUAUCAGGUCAUGCAGGGAAGUGUAUCUGUUGUAGGCAGAAUAAGGCUCCGGUUCAAAGAUCGACCACUGUUGGAGAUGGUAAGUCAUCUGCUAUGAUUCGGGCAGAAGAGGUUCAAUCCAAUCUAGAACCGGCAUUCCCUAGCUUUGUGAAAUCUUUGGUCAGAUCACAUGUUGCUAGUUGUUUUUGGAUGGGGCUUCCUGGAACAUUCUGUAGAGCACACUUGCCAUCUGUGGAUACUACUGUGACUUUGCAAGAUGAAUGUGGGAAGGAAUUCAAGAUGAAAUACAUCGCAUAUAAGACAGGCUUGAGUGCUGGUUGGAGACAAUUCUGUGUUGCUCACCAAUUGUUUGAGGGGGAUGCAUUAGUCUUUCAAUUAACUGGGUCUUGCACUCUUAAGGUGUACAUAAUAAGGGCUAAUGAUUUGACGGAAGUGGAUGGUGCUCUAUGUCUGCUGAAUUUGGAUGCUCAAAUUAAACAAAAUGUUGCAGAUAGUGCCGAAAUGAAGACCGCUGCUUGUAAAAGUUCAAAGAGGAAGCGUCCCAGGUCUCUUCCACAAGCUGUUGUCCAAAAGAAGAAUAAGAAGUCUGGCCAACUGAGACUGUCAGUCCCGCAAGCUGGCCAACCCGCCGAGCAAUCUGAAAAUGAUAGUGAAGAGGUUGGUUCAGAAGUUCUAGAAGGUUUCAAGUUAUCGUUGCCUGCUGUUCAUUUUAAAGACAUCAAAAGCUUUGAGGAUUUCAACAUUCUGGUUGAUGGGUUAGUUUUAGAUUCGGAACUUUCAGAAGACAUUCGGAAUAAGUACUACAAACUCUGCUGCAAUCAGAAUGCAUUUCUUCAUGACAAUCUUAUCAAGGGAGUUAAUUUUAAGCUGAUUGCUGGAAUCAUUUCAGAAACUGUUAAUAUUGCAGAUGCAAUGAGAGCUUGUACUCUUACCACCUCACGAGAUAAAUUUGCUACUUGGGACAAGGCUUUGAAGGCUUCUGAGCUUUUUGGCAUGAAUGUUGGAUUUUUACGUGCCAGGCUAAGCCGGCUUUUGAGCCUUGCCUUCGAUUCAGAAGGUGCCACAAAAACAAGGAGGUAUCUAGAAGCUAGAUUCGAACGAGUGCUAACAGAAGAUGAGAUAAAAAGUCUUGAAGCAAAGCUUGUGGAAUUGAAGGAAGCCUAUGAAAGGUAUGGUGCUAAUGUUGAAAGGCUCAAGUCGAAAGCUGAAGGCUAUGACCUCAAGUUCCAGGAGCAGGUUCUUGCUCCAUGGUGAUGUAUUCGUGGCAUAUUAUUGUCAGUGCGUUUUCUUUUUUCUCCCUGGUGACACCCCGUGCUUUGUUUGGCUGUAAACAACGUUUGUAAACAUGUAUGUUUUUAUGAUUUAUCAUGUAGACAAUGCUGUGACUUUUGAA
Messenger RNA from Populus trichocarpa (black cottonwood), 1773 nucleotides. Its product is annotated as B3 domain-containing protein Os01g0234100. Lineage: Eukaryota; Viridiplantae; Streptophyta; Magnoliopsida; Malpighiales; Salicaceae. Gene Ontology annotation, molecular function: DNA binding. The coding region runs from base 207 to 1634 and encodes 475 amino acids. The transcript is spliced from 7 exons. The record is from RefSeq and is a predicted model, not a curated record.